AUGGACAAAAAAUCAAGGGAGCCGCCGGCAGCAGCAAAAACGAGGAGACAUCGCCAAUCUAAAAACGAACCACCGGUUUUUUCUUAAUUUGUGGAAAAUAAUGAAAAGCUCAAUAUUCAGGGCAAGCAGGAUUCAACGACCAGCACCACGGCCAAGAGAACAUUGAAACAACAUAAGAAAAAAUGUAACUCCCAAGAUUUUUGAAGUUCUAUGAUCGGCUCCAUCCUGCGCAAAGUUCAGAAAAAUAAAAAGCUGGACAGAGAUCCGAGCAGUCAGAAAUGAUUUCGUUGAAGAGGUUGAGAAAAGCUUCGAAACUAGAAAAAAUCAUCAAUAUAGUCAAGUUUUCUCGACUUGAAAAGGAAGGCGGAACGCGUAGCGUGUGCGUACGCGGUUCUUGGCACGAGUUCAAUUCAGCCGCCAGCGACAAUUUGGAUAGCUCGUUUUUUGUUCUUUUUGUAUCUAUUAUACUACUUUUUUUUGCACAAAGGAAAUAAAAAAAUCAAGAACGAAUAAAAAAGUAAGGAAAAGAGCGCUAAACGAUCUCUCCAAAUAUUCGGUUGCGCUUGAAUUGAACUCGAGCCGCGUCUGCACACGUUACGCGUUCCGCCCUCUUCCCCGCCUCCCUUGCCUUUCAAGUCGGUAUGGAUUGGCUAUAAAUCUUUGUAUCACAAGUUUUGCUCAUUUUCUGUCUUUUCCUAAAUCCUUCAUUUACCUUUCAGCCACGGACAAUAGUCUGCAUACACAGAAGAAGACUCUGAGGAAGGUCCCCAGUUCCUGCAACGUCGGGCCGCCGACGGCCCAUUCUCCCGACAACGUUCAGCCGGCGACUUUCAACCCUGACGACCAGAAGAAGAACAACGCCGCCAGGGACUUUGUCGAGCACCUGGGUAAGUUCUUUGGGAAUAUUUCGACGUCUUCUACCUCUUUGCAGCUAUCGUGACUUAUAAGACGCAGUACGAGGACCUCAGGGCGAUCCAAGCUCCCCUGGAACAGUGCAAGAUCUGGGCAGCCAACAUGAACCGCAACCAAACUGAAGUGAAUUGUUGCGAACAUUUUUGCAUUGAAACAUCUUUAGAAGUAUCCUUGUUUCGACGCGAAUCGUGUUGUUCUUCAAAUGUGUAAACAAGACUAUAUCAACGCAACGGUUGUCAGUUUGGAAGGGGUCAGUGAAUUUUCGCUGGUAAAAAUGUCAACUUCUGAGAGAUCACUGUAACGAAAAAGGAUCAUCUUUUUUUUUAAUUGUCUGUUCACUCGGACCUCGGCAACGCGAUCCGGACGCGCCUAGGACGAUUGUGAGCAAUUUGAGGAUCACCUAAGAGUGCUAUAGCCUGUGUAUAGUCGAUGUGCCACGACUUGGAAUUUCACCAAACGACAUUCCGCUGUGCCGCUGCACGCUUUUGCAACCUUAGUCGCGCUUUUAUUUUUUUUUCUUUUAUCAAGGUACUCUACUUUCAUGUGCUCCCACAGCAAUGAAAAUCAAUUGAAAACGUGACCUAGAUUCGACGCUUCGCGAACGCACGCAGCGGAACAGCGGAAUGUCGUUCCGUGAAAUUUCAAGUCUUGACACACAGACUAUAAUGUCGCUAAAGUGGCCACUAUAAAUUUUCAGAAACGGUUUGCGUUACCAAGGUCCGAGCACAACUUUUCUUUAAAGCGCGAAAGUUAGGUCAUUUAUUUCAGCCACAAGGCUUCUCAAGCUUGAGAUAACAGAAAAUUGUCAUUUUCAGUUCUCUCCCUCGGUCAUCCUCACACAAGUCCCUGUUUUCAGCGAGCCGUCUGCUGUCGAAGAAUUCUGGCGGAUGAUUUUUCAUGUUAACUCGAUUUUUAUCGUUUUUCAUCCAUUCAGCCUUCUCAGGAACAAAUAACCGCAAUUCAUCUUUUGUGCAAAAGCGAGGAGACGCCUCUCCGCUUUGGCGAACUUUUCCCGUUGAACACUGGCGCCUACCAGUACUUUGGCAGUAUGUUCAUCAACAACCGCAAGGUCGACGAGUUUUUCGCUUCCUCGAAGAAAAAAACUUUUCCAGACUUCGAGAGAUAAUCCGGACAUUAUAAAAUAUUCGAUUGAAGUGCUCCCUGAAGGCUGUUCCAACGCCGUGAUGACUACGGUUUUUUCUAUUUUUUUUUGGGAACUUUAGGCGAUUGUUUGACAUAUUUGUCACAUGAUUUUGUCUCCAGGUUCACCACCAUGGUUAUUGGGACCCUCUUCUGGGUCCUUCCAACUUCAGACCUGCUCUCAUCACCGCCAACCAAAUUCACCACGGCUACGAAGUAAGACUUCCCUCGCAAUCAUUUUCCACAUUGAUUAUUGAAAUUCAGAAAACUGCAAUCGUGUCUCUGAACGGCGCCGGCAGAGCGGGAACCUUGUUGGCUCUGUCGGUCGCUUUGAAACAUUUGCAAGAUGGCGUAGAGCCAAACGUUUGUGCCUCCGAGAAUCUCAGAAAAAGCGGCUUUUGAGCUUUAGAUGAAAGAAAUCGUGCAACAGAUUCGGUUGAAACGACCGUUGGCCGUAGAUAGCAUGCAACAGUUUGGCUUCUUGUAUCUCGCAUUUUUGCAUCAUAUCAAGGUUCGGAAUUUCAAAUUUCUCAGGAUCGUACGGAAAGUAGCUAACGUGUAAAUAAUGUUGAGAUGCGCCGACGCGAAAAAAACAUUUGAUCAGUAAAAAUUCGAAAAAUGGCGAAACGUGUUGUCCAUAGAGCAACUUUACUGCAAAGCGCCCUUUUCGCGGGAACUCAAGCUUUCCUCUCUCCGACUUUGAAUUAUUUUUUCUUCAAAACUAGGAAGUUUGGUACAUUUCCAAGUUUACCGUUUGAUUCGCAAUCAAAAGCUCUACAAAGUACUGCUUUGAACUGAAACACCGUUUUUUACUGCCCCUAUGCCUUUAAAAAGCAAUCAUUAAUUUUGUACUCAAAUAUUUUUCCAGAGAAGAGUUCCGACUGACUUGCAAGAGAAGGUGAAGGAGUUCAAGCGACUCUGUUCUGAAGCCACUUCUGGAGAUUAA
Molecule: messenger RNA, 2998 nt
Organism: Caenorhabditis auriculariae
Lineage: Eukaryota; Metazoa; Nematoda; Chromadorea; Rhabditida; Rhabditidae
Source: the annotation of a GenBank genome assembly